This is a messenger RNA of Cryptomeria japonica (Japanese cedar), 1677 nucleotides long. Its product is annotated as probable UDP-arabinopyranose mutase 2. Gene Ontology annotation, cellular component: Golgi apparatus; cytosol. The record is from RefSeq and is a predicted model, not a curated record. Gene Ontology annotation, molecular function: UDP-arabinopyranose mutase activity. Bases 274 to 1353 code for a protein of 359 amino acids. Gene Ontology annotation, biological process: plant-type cell wall biogenesis; UDP-L-arabinose metabolic process. Lineage: Eukaryota; Viridiplantae; Streptophyta; Pinopsida; Cupressales; Cupressaceae. The transcript has 4 exons.
CCCAAAAUCCCAAAUUUGAAUUCCAUUAAUCCUCCUCCACGUGUCAUUUCAAACCAACUGUUAAGCCAUACAAUGGGGAGCUAAUUCAGGGCAGGAAGGAGCCGACAGGCGCGGGCGUGGGGUACGCCAUCGGCAUGACAAUAAUAAGGUUGGAAAACUCUAAUAAAUAUCCCAGGGCCCUCAUCUUUCUCCUCAAACCAGGGAUUGAAUUUGUUGAUUCUCUGGAGCGAGGCUGAGCAGAAGUUUGUUGCAGUAGUUUUGGUGUUCGGAAGAAUGGCAGGUCCCUCUCCCACCCCUAUGCUCAAGGAUGAGCUGGAUAUAGUGAUACCCACCAUUAGGAAUUUGGAUUUCCUGGAGAUGUGGAGGCCAUUUUUUCAGCAAUACCAUCUCAUCAUAGUGCAGGAUGGAGAUCCCUCCAAGACCAUCAAAGUGCCCGAGGGCUUCGAUUACGAGCUCUACAAUCGCAAUGAUAUCAACAAGAUCCUUGGCCCCAAGGCCUCCUGCAUCUCCUUCAAGGACAGCGCUUGCCGUUGCUUUGGUUACAUGGUGUCCAAGAAGAAGUACAUUUACACAAUUGAUGAUGAUUGCUUUGUUGCCAAGGAUCCCUCAGGGAAGGACAUAAAUGCACUGGAGCAGCACAUAAAGAAUUUGCUAUGCCCAUCAACGCCAUUUUUCUUCAAUACACUGUAUGAUCCAUACAGGGAGGGAGCAGAUUUUGUUCGUGGAUAUCCUUUCAGUCUAAGGCAUGGUGCACCUACUGCUGUCUCUCAUGGACUCUGGCUCAACAUUCCUGACUAUGAUGCCCCCACUCAGCUUGUCAAACCCAUGGAGCGCAACACCAGGUUUGUAGAUGCAGUUCUUUCAAUUCCAAAGGGCACAUUGUUCCCUAUGUGCGGGAUGAAUUUGGCCUUUGACCGUGAAUUGAUUGGUCCUGCAAUGUAUUUUGGUCUGAUGGGUGAUGGCCAGCCCAUUGGUCGAUAUGAUGACAUGUGGGCAGGAUGGUGUGUUAAGGUGAUAUGUGACCAUUUGGGUCUGGGAGUGAAGACCGGAUUGCCAUAUAUUUGGCACAGCAAGGCGAGCAACCCAUUUGUGAAUUUGAAGAAAGAAUACAAGGGGAUAUUUUGGCAGGAGGAGAUAAUUCCGUUUUUCCAAUCAGCUACUCUUCCCAAAGAGUGUACUUCUGUGCAGCAAUGCUACAUUGAGCUCUCAAAACAAGUCAAAGAGAAGCUUGCAAAGGUAGAUCCAUAUUUUGUGAAGCUUGCAGAUGCAAUGGUCACUUGGAUUGAGGCUUGGGAUGAACUUAACCCGGUUGAAAAGGAGAAAUCAGUGGUUGCUAAUGGAUCAUCUAAGUAGGAAGGAAUGAGUAAAAGUUCUGACAGAGGUCAUCAUUUGUCCAUUACGUUUUUCUCAUUAUUUUAAUAAUUAAUUUGAGUUGUCCAAUUUAGCAACCGUAGACAUCAGUUCAGUAUUAAUAGGUUUAAUAGGUUAAUCGGAUGGGAAAGUUUGGAAAUAUAGUAUUUUAGAAUUGAUAUGCAGGUGCAUACUUUUGGACUAAGCUUUCCGCUUGCUUGGUAUAUUUCUGUUAUUGAGAUUUUGUCCAUUCAUUCACAUCAGUAUGAUGAGAAUGUUUGUGGGAUAUAUAUUGCAUAAAUAAAUGUUGUGAAUGUUGAUGCUCUA